Daucus carota subsp. sativus is the source of this 978-nucleotide messenger RNA. Its product is annotated as protein ACCELERATED CELL DEATH 6-like. The transcript has 2 exons. The record is from RefSeq and is a predicted model, not a curated record. Lineage: Eukaryota; Viridiplantae; Streptophyta; Magnoliopsida; Apiales; Apiaceae. Gene Ontology annotation, cellular component: plasma membrane. Bases 65 to 943 code for a protein of 292 amino acids.
CACAGCUGUUAACAAAGAUAGUCAGAAUAUACUACAUUUGGCAGCAGCUAAAAAUAAUAAAAAUAUGGUACAAGGUAUUCUAAAACAUUGUCCCCAAAAAUACAAGGACCAGCUUUUACAACAGCAAGAUGUCAAUGGUGAUACACCUCUCCAUCUACUUAUCUCUAAUGGUUGUUUCGUACCAGAACUUAUUGAACAUAAGGGACUUAAUACAAUGGUAAAAAAUAAGAAAAGUUGGACUCCUAGGGACAUGCUGUAUUCUAAAGAUGAUAUCAUUGCGGAGCAGGUGAAAAUUAAAAUUGCACUUGAUGAUGUGCAGUCUAAUUCGUCCAGAAAAUUUUGGCGUAAAAGCAUGAAGAAGGAUACGGAUAUCUUAGAAAGUUCAGUGCUUCGAAGUAAAAGAGAGAAAAAGGAUUUCAUUUUUGAUAAAUAUACAAAAAUAUUGAUCGAUGAAAAGAAUGCACAGAUGAAAAAAGAUCUGGAAAGGUACAAAAAGAGGACCAACACCCAGAUAGUAGUUAGUGCACUAAUAACUACGGUCACUUUCACUGUAGGAUUUACCAUGCCGGGUGGUCUACAUCAAAGUGGAGAGGUUGAUGAAGGAUUGGUAAUUCUCUCUAAAAAGACUGCAUUUAAUGCAUUUAUGGUAUCAGAUGCACUGGCUUUGCUACUAUCAACAUGUUCUUUGUUUCUCUACUUUCUUGAAUCUAUGUACGAAGAUCCCCAUCAAGUGUCCAAACUAAAUGCUGCAUCAACUGGGCUCAACAUUGUUUCUGUCAUGGCAAUGAUGUUGACUUUCAUUACUGGAACGUAUGUGGUGUUAUCUCACUCACCGGCCAUCGCCAUUACUGUUUGCCUCAUUGGUUCCUUCUUCUUUCUUUUCGUCAUUGUUUUAUUGAUCAAGAUGAUAUACGACCGUCAUGUGAAGAGGAAUGCGGAUUGAAUAUGCAUUCCUGUGCUAAUUAUUUCCAUCUGUCA